Suricata suricatta (meerkat) is the source of this 1973-nucleotide messenger RNA. RefSeq names its product adaptor protein, phosphotyrosine interacting with PH domain and leucine zipper 1 (gene APPL1). Gene Ontology annotation, biological process: signaling. Gene Ontology annotation, molecular function: protein binding. Gene Ontology annotation, cellular component: cytoplasm; endosome membrane. Lineage: Eukaryota; Metazoa; Chordata; Mammalia; Carnivora; Herpestidae. The record is from RefSeq and is a predicted model, not a curated record. The transcript is spliced from 20 exons. Bases 66 to 1958 code for a protein of 630 amino acids.
AUUUUAUACAGACAAGGUCUUUACUGGGUGUAUUUGAAGAAGAUGCUACAGCUAUUUCCAACUAUAUGAACCAGUUGUAUCAAGCUAUGCAUCGGAUUUAUGAUGCACAGAAUGAAUUGAGUGCAGCAACACACCUGACUUCAAAACUCUUAAAAGAAUAUGAAAAACAGCGUUUUCCACUGGGGGGUGAUGAUGAAGUUAUGAGCUCAACUUUGCAACAGUUUUCAAAAGUUAUAGAUGAGCUUAGCUCUUGUCAUGCAGUACUUUCAACACAGCUUGCUGAUGCCAUGAUGUUCCCCAUUACGCAGUUUAAAGAAAGAGAUCUGAAAGAAAUACUGACGUUAAAGGAGGUGUUUCAGAUUGCUAGUAAUGAUCAUGAUGCUGCAAUUAACAGAUAUAGCCGAUUGUCAAAAAAAAGAGAAAAUGAUAAGGUAAAGUAUGAAGUAACAGAAGAUGUCUACACAUCCAGAAAAAAACAACACCAGACCAUGAUGCAUUAUUUUUGUGCAUUAAAUACUCUUCAGUACAAAAAGAAAAUAGCAUUGUUAGAGCCUCUACUUGGGUACAUGCAAGCUCAGAUAAGUUUCUUUAAGAUGGGUUCCGAAAAUCUCAGUGAACAGCUGGAAGAAUUCCUGGCUAAUAUUGGAACAAGUGUACAGAACGUUCGCAGAGAAAUGGACAAUGAUGUAGAGACCAUGCAGCAGACAAUAGAGGAUUUGGAAGUAGCCAGUGACCCCUUAUAUGUGCCUGACCCAGAUCCCACAAAAUUUCCUGUUAAUCGAAACUUAACCCGGAAAGCUGGAUAUCUUAAUGCUAGGAAUAAAACAGGCUUGGUGUCAUCUACCUGGGACAGACAGUUUUACUUCACGCAGGGCGGAAACUUAAUGAGUCAGGCACGCGGGGAUGUAGCAGGAGGCCUGGCCAUGGACAUAGACAACUGUUCAGUAAUGGCUGUGGACUGUGAAGACAGGCGGUACUGUUUUCAGAUCACUUCCUUUGAUGGAAAAAAAUCUUCAAUUUUGCAAGCAGAAAGUAAAAAAGACCACGAAGAGUGGAUCUGUACAAUAAAUAACAUAUCCAAACAAAUAUAUUUAAGUGAAAACCCAGAGGAAAUUGCUGCAAGAGUAAAUCAGUCCGCUUUGGAAGCCGUCACCCCUUCCCCAUCUUUCCAGCAGAGGCAUGAGAGUCUGCGCCCAGCGGGACAAUCUCGGCCACCGACAGCUCGAACCAGCAGCUCAGGAUCCUUAGGAUCUGAGUCCACAAAUCUGGCUGCCCUCUCUCUAGAUUCUCUCGUCGCCCCAGACACUCCGAUACAGUUUGACAUCAUUUCUCCUGUGUGUGAAGACCAGCCCGGCCAGGCAAAAGCCUUUGGCCAGGGAGGCAGGCGCACUAAUCCAUUUGGAGAAUCUGGAGGAGGUACAAAAUCUGAAACUGAAGAUUCUAUUCUUCAUCAGUUAUUUAUUGUCCGAUUCCUUGGUUCUAUGGAGGUGAAAUCAGAUGACAAUCCAGAUGUUGUUUAUGAAACAAUGCGGCAAAUUUUAGCUGCUCGGGCCAUCCAUAACAUCUUCCGUAUGACAGAAUCACACUUACUAGUCACUUGUGAUUGUUUAAAGUUAAUUGAUCCACAGACACAAGUUACAAGACUCACGUUUCCAUUACCCAGUGUAGUUUUGUGUGCUACACACCAGGAAAAUAAGAGGCUUUUUGGCUUUGUUCUUCGGACAUCUGGAGGCAGAAGUGAAAGUAAUCUGUCAUCAGUCUGCUAUAUAUUUGAAUCAAACAAUGAAGGGGAAAAGAUUUGUGAUUCUGUUGGACUGGCAAAACAGAUAGCUUUGCAUGCAGAACUGGAUCGUAGGGCAUCGGAAAAACAAAAGGAAAUAGAGAGGGUAAAAGAGAAACAACAGAAAGAACUCAGUAAACAAAAGCAAAUCGAAAAGGUAUGUAGUCCUCGUAUCUAGAUCUUUUUUGAUGUG